AAGAGAGAGCGAGAACGCAAGACCGCAAAAAUGUCAGAGAUUGAUGCAAAAGUGAAUAUGUCGCUCGGUAAGUGGCCAGAAUCCCAACAGCUUAACGAUUUUGCCAGUAAUCCUGGGUGAGCGUACAGUUCGCAAGCACAUUGUCCCCUCGAAAUCCCGUACGAACGAAUUGAUGAACGACAAAAUGGCGUCGGCGUACAUGUGAGCACGUAGGGUACCUGCAUUUGUUUUCGCUUGUUACAUCCGGUUCCUCCCCGUCGUGUCUCGUCUCUCCCUGACAAAGGUAGACGAGAGGGUGCAUAAUCUCGACGGGGAUGACUUCUACGAGGGCGCAUUAAACGAAAAACACGCGAGGAUUACGAGAGAGAGAUUUUUUCACGUUCUUGAAGAAGAGAGAUGAGAUCAUAAAGAUGGAGAAAAUGGAGAAAAAGAAAAAGAACGCGGCGAACGGAAAAACCGGCGGUCCCAAGCGCAAUAAUCGCGGUACCAUAAGAAGCCGAGCCGGAUUUAGAGGAAGAGGUGCGAGAAUCAAACGGGGCAACGUCGGGGUCAUCGUGAAGAAACAGCAGCAGCAACAGAUCUGGCAGCGCAACGCGAAUAACACGAAUAACGUUCGCGGUUUCGCUAAGAAUCGCUUCAAAAAGAAUCUCGGCAAUCUCACGAGAUCGCGCAGCAACUUGAGCUUGAACCAGAAAACGAACGCGAGAGGUGCGUUCAAUAUCCGUCGUGGCAGAAACAAUAGAUUCCCCAAUUUGACCCGUAGCAGAAGCCGCACGAACCUGACGUUCAAUCAGGGCGGCUUCUUUACGAACAACAAGAGCCCGUUAAAGAGAACGAGUAGCUUGCCCAAUCUCCGAGAUCCGAAUUCUGUCCACAAUCGUUUAGGAUAUCAAAGUCCCGCUCAGAUCGCCUAUCGGAAUCGCGUGAAACGCGCGAAGCAGCUGCUGCUGCAGAGACAGAACCAGAGACUGAACUUACAGAAUCAAUUCAGAUUGGCACAGACCGGAGCACAGAAGAAUCUACUCACUAUGCAACCAAGGAGCACUUUGGCAAGGCAACAGAUAUUAACAUCGCAGCGUCGCUUCACAACUGGUGGACUACGAUCCGAUCAAAUCGCUCGUGCACAAAGACGGGCGCAGUACGAACAAAAAUUGAUGAGAAUGAACUCUGCCCGAUUGACUCCUACUCCAAAUGUCAAUUUCAUGUGCACGUUGGGAAGCGAAUACACACCUACACCCACACGACCGCGACUACUCACUCUCGCCCCGACUCAACAUAUUGUGCCCAUCGGUGGCAUGCGACAGCUGCCCAGAGGACGAUCACCAUACAGACAAAAUGCUCCGGGUGUAAACAUGGUUGGUCGAGCACCGUUAUUCCGACAACGCUCAAGAUCGAGAUCACGAUCACGUUCAGGGACGCACAAUACGAAUACAUCCGAUUCCAGUGGAGACGUCGACGACCGCAGUUUCAGCGAAGUUAUGUACAGCCUAUCGGGAAAUCUCGGCGUUACAGGGCGAACUCUUAAUGAUCGGUUUAGCUUUUAACUAGUAUAGUCUCGAAAAAUUUACUUUAUAUUCAAAAGCUUAUUGAUAAUCUAUUAUUGAUAAUUUACUGAUAAUAUCUGAAGCAAAGGGAGAGUAAUUUUUUUUUAACAACACAUAGAUUAAAUGUUCUUUUUUUAAACGUUAUAAAUGACAACGCGAUGCGCAUAAUGCAUAAAUUAACAUCUUUACAUUUUUUUUCAUUUAUCUUAAUGCAAAAGUUAAUUUAAAGUAUCGCUUUGUAGCAUUUGCACCAUUACGUGUGUACAAAUACUAUUUGUAGGGAAUAUCAUAAAAAGUAGUACUUUUAUCAGUGUUAUGUAUUAUAAUAAUACAUAAGGAUAGUAUGAGAAGCGAUUUUCAUCUAUCAGAAUUAAAGUAAUCUCAUUUUUUAUCUGUGUGCAAUAACUUUGUAAAAUCUUCAGUAUUUUUUAUUUUAUGAAAUAUAGAAAGGAGAAAAAUGUGUGUGUUAUAUUUAAAUACGUAAAGCAUGCAGAGUGAUUUGUUGAGAUUUCGAUAUUAUAGGAUGAAAGUAAAUCUUGAGUAUAUUACAUUUAAUAAAAUGUAUUUAUAGAUUGCUGAUAUCUUUUGAAUGUACUUUCUUUUUGCUUUAAAAAUAUAUCAAAUCUUGACUACUGGUUA
Molecule: messenger RNA, 2183 nt
Organism: Nylanderia fulva
Lineage: Eukaryota; Metazoa; Arthropoda; Insecta; Hymenoptera; Formicidae
Source: RefSeq, a predicted model, not a curated record